Molecule: messenger RNA, 4714 nt
Organism: Heterocephalus glaber (naked mole-rat)
Lineage: Eukaryota; Metazoa; Chordata; Mammalia; Rodentia; Bathyergidae
Source: RefSeq, a predicted model, not a curated record
CGGCCUGUUCCUCCUGGGCAUUCUAGGUCAGACCACAGAAGUAGGGCAGGAAACCAAGGAGAAGACUUCAUGGCAGCUGAGCUGGAACAAAGAAUGAGCAGAAGCCGUCACUUCUCAGGGUGCUGCAGGAGACAGGAAGGCACCUCAGUCCUGGCGGGCUUGGACCACAGUCUCGGACCACGAGGUCCUGGCCCACGUCUGCCGGAGAGGACCACGGCCAGCGGCCAGCCCUCACUCCAGAGCGUGCAGGUCUUUGCUGGCGCUCAGGAUCAUCCCACGGGGGCCGGACGACCUCACGCUGCAGAUGCCUCGACCCUUCCUGAGUCCUGCGCCCCAUUCACGGGCCUCUGGUGCUCGGUCUGCGUCACCAGCUGCUUCUCCUGCCGGGUGCUGUCCCCCUCUGCGGCCUCCGUGCUGGGCCCCUGGGAUCCGCCCUCGCUCCUUCCCUCCUCCCACUCAUCCCCUGCUGCCCCGCCCCACCUCAGGGCCGACAGAGCCCGUGUGCGGACGAAGCCCACAUUUUACUGCACGCAGACCUCUUCGCAGGCCCGUCUGUGACACCCCAUGUCCAGCCCGCUCCGCCCGCAGCCCUCACCAUCACGGUCCAGAGCCCAGGCGCAGACCCAGAGCCCUCAGAGGCGGCAGCGCAGUCACCUCUGGAGCUGUCUGCUCACCCUGCUCCCACCCCUGCGCCUAGAGCUCCCAGAACGCCGGCCAUGGGGCCGCCAGGGUGCGCAGACCUCUCGCCCUGCUGCUGUGACCCCACCGACGACCCCUCCCCACCGACUCAGCGGUCACCUCCUGAGGCCCCGCCCCGCCGCCCCGCCCGGCCUGCGACCCCGCCUCUCCAGCCCGGUCCUUGCGCCGUCAGUUUCCCCCCUUUUAAUGGAACAGGACCCGGUUGCUGGCAUGGACGUCAGGAGCAUGUGCGCGGACGGCAGAGGAGCCCGAGUCUGCUUCACAGGAAGCGGCCGCUCUGCAGCAGCAGGAGCAGAGAAGCUGCACACAGCACCCUGGCUCUCCCACACUCCCCAGCCAGGCGAGGCCGACAGCCGCAGGCAGUGCCAGAGCUGCCGUGGGGUUUGCCCACACCGCAUUGGCUCUGCGUGCUGCCACUCGCCCUGCGCUGCUGAACUCAGGGAAGCGCCCGGAAAGCAGAGCAAGGCAGCCUGUGAGGGCCUGGGCCCAGCUGCUAGAGGCGGCGAGGGCUGACUGGGCCACUGAGUGAAAGUGCGCUCCCAAGGAAGUCUGCGGGAACUCCGAGGCGCCAGAGGACACAGGUGUAAAUGGUGGAGAAGCCGACAGAGAGGAGCAGAGCCCGGGCUCUGGACGGGGCCCAGCCCCUCCGCACGGCUUCCCUCAGCCUGCACCUCAGGGUGGCGGGACUGUCUGCCCCGUCUGCAUCUGUUCAGGGGAGGGCGCUGGGAUCGGCAGCCACAGCGGGAGACGGCAGGCCGGCCGGAGCACAGGAUCCUUGUGUGUUGGCAGAAGAGACCUCGGGCAAAGCCUGAGCUGUGAAGCACGGGGCACGGUUUGGUUCUCGUACUACAGUGUUUUGGGGAAAAAUGGAGGACGUUCCAAAGAACUUAUAGAGAACAAAAGCGGGGAGAGGCGAGGGCGGAGGGUUAGGAGGAGCGGGUGGUCCCUGAGAAGGGGCCUGAGCCGGCCUGUGGGCUGCUGCGGGGGAGGGCGACGGCUCCAGGCUCCGGAAGCGGGUCACCGGCAGAGGCCCGCUUUCUUCCCUUCUCCGAGUGCUGUGCAGGCGACCCACGGCAGGGCUCCCUGUGUGCCAAACGUGGGUUUCAAAGGCAACGUAAGUGAUGGUUGGGAAUCCACAGAUAACUGUCUUUUAAAGCCAUAAAUCUGGAUUUCAUGCCUCCUAGUUUUCAACAACUUCGAGAGGCACGCCAAGGCUCGAGCCGGGGCUCUUCCUGUACUGGCCUGAGGCUGGCGGCCCGGCCUGGUCCACGCUGGCCACAGCACCUAGGACUUUUCCAUGUCACGUGACCCCGGGCUGCCUGAUUGCCUUUAACUCUCUUUUUUCAGAAAAAAGUAUGUAUAAAGUAUAUAUGGAAGCUACAUGUGGAAGUAUAGAAAGUAUAAAGUGUGUAAAGUAUAAAUGGGAAGUACGUAUGGAAAUCACUCCUUAGUUUUAUCAAAUCUUUUAUCUGAUCCUUUAAAAAUUAACUGGUGGAUGGCAAGAAAUCUGCACUGCUUACAUAAAAUGACUAGAGCCGGUCCACAGCAUCAUGGAGACUUGGGAGUUCUAAGCACAAGUCCGGGAAGCUCUGCACCCAACCGCCCCUCAGGCCUAGGGACCCGUUCCCAUGCAGCGGGAUGCUGGGGCCUCUCCAGGAACCAGCUUUGUCAGGACACUGGGGGAGCAGGUGGCCGAGGCCCCCAGUGAGGGUCCUGGGACGCUCAGGCUGAGAAGGGACAGCCACGCCAUCAAACUUGACUGCUCCUCCGGGCACCCCAAAGUUUCAACUGACACCAGGGGCUGUGAGGGGCGACCUGGCUCCACACUACGAUGGCCAGGGUGCAUUCGCCUGACCUGGCUAGCUGGGUGGGUGUGCCCUUCCUCCCUCCCCUGCCAAGCUGCGUCCUCGGGGGAGAGGACAACCACCCCCAUAGAGGAGGAUCAAAGAGGAUCAGGAACCUGGGCCCCGAUGCCAGGAACGCUGAGAAUUGAAGGAGCUGUGGUCAGAGGGGCAGGGUUAGAAAUUCUUCCUAAGUGGCUCCAGUAAGAAAGAGGGGUGGAGCUAAGAGUCAGAACAGCUCAGAAGGCGGGGCCGUCCGUGCGUAGGCCUUUAAGAGUUUGAACAGUCAUGCGCUUCUGUAACUAAGGACUUUGUCAAGUGGGCAUUACUGCUGUGGCCCACCGACCCACAUAGAAUAAAACAGGGUCCCUGUCUUUAAAAGGUUGAAAGGGGAGAACAAACCAUCCACAAGGUCCUGAGUUAGCUCCCUGGCACCAAAACAAAACAGUUCAUCUGAAGCAUUCUCGGCCCUCACACAAGAGAUGAGUUUCCUUUCUCAUGAACUCAGUUCCACCCUUCCCACGGUAGCGUUCUUUCUGGGUUACCUUGGGCUGCACCUGCUUCUCCUCGCCUGCUCCUCUGCAGGUACUGCUAACACCUGGCACAGCCCCGCGGCCACCAGCAGGUGAGACGUGGCAGGUGAGAUCCUGUUAGGGUUUAGAUGUAAAAUGUCCCCAACCAGCCUCGUGUUCAGAGGUAGGGCUUCAGAAGGUGACUGGAUGGUGAGGCACAGUACUCACUGGCAGCUUAGUCCAUGGACGAGCUCACGGCUGAAUGUCCUGUGGUCGGGGAGGACCCGGCUGGAAGAGGCGGGUUCCCAGGCUGUGCCUCCAUCUCUGGCACCUGUUUCCUGGCUGCCAUGAGGUGAGCAGCUUGCCUUUGCCGUGCCCUUCCACUAUGAUGCUUCUCUCUUGGGCCAUGGACUGAAUCCCCUGAACCACAAGCCAAAUUACACUUCUUGUAGUUUAAGUUACAGUGCUGGGUAUUUGUCUCAGCAGUGGUAAAGUGACUUCUAUAGCUCUUGUGUCACACUGAUUGCUCAGCCCCAGUCAUGGGUGUAGGCGGGCCCUGAGUUGCUUCCACCCCUUGGCAUGGAGGUCAGGUUCUGCCUUUCUUUCCUGGCUCGCUUUCCUUCCAGUUCUUCUGGAGAUGCUGGAGUCCUUCUCUGGGGGAGCAUUCCCCUAGAUGUGGCCACUCCUCAACUCAGGGGGCUGAACAAGACCAGGACUCUAAAUGGAUGGUCUGACCACUCUGAACCCUGCCUCCUCUUGGCUUGGCUUCCUAUGUUUGCCCGCUGGUUUUCUGUUUGGCCCCCACACUUUCUGGAAUGUGCCCUCCUCUCUCCUGUAGCCAGGCAGUGCUGCUCCCUGUGGAGGGCGAGGCGGGAAGAGAGGUGCUUCCUCCUGUCCUCGACAAUCACUGCUUCAGGCUGCAGGACCGAGGGAAGCUCCUCUAGGGCAGGCAUCUCACCGUGACACAAAAUGACCAGCACCACUUAUAGGGCAGGCUAUUUAUUUAUAUUCAUUUAGUUUUUGGUGCUGAGGAUGGAACCCUGGCCCUGGAGCAUGCUAGGCAAGUACUCACUGAGCUACACCCCCAGCCCUAGACCAGAUUUUCUAAAAAUGAAGCUUUUAUUCAAAGUUAUAGUUUGGUUUCUGGUUUAUAAAAUGCCUCAGAGACUUGUGAAUUUUUAAGUUUGAAUUGGGAUGAAUAUUUGAUUUCCCAUAAGUUUCUAUUCCCUUCCUUUUGAAAUUCGCUAGAUGUUUUAGAUAUUUUAUUCUAUGUACAAAUAAAUGGAAACAAGUUAUCACUUCAAGCUUUCAGGCAGUUUGUCUUUAUGUUUACAAUCAUGCAUAUUCUUUAAAGUACUCCCUAGAGUCUUGUAACCCUUUUGGACUUGCAAUUUGUUUUUGCUUACAAAUUUCAUUAUUAAAAUGAAACCUACCAAUCUGGAUUCAUUAAAAGCAACUUAGCUUUCUAAAGUUUAUGAAAAUAAUUUUGGAAACGCUCAAAGCUGAAGAGUGAAAUCAACCCUGGACUUCCUGCCAGAGGUGCGGGCCGUGGUCAGCCUGAUUUCUCCUCGUGUCGCUCCUCCUUCCACGGCUUACAGACUGGUGAGUCUCUGGUCAGAAAUGCAGCCUGGGAGGACCCGCCUGGGGUGCAGAAGUGGCUGG